AUUGCUGUGAAUAUACGAUAUCUUUUCUUGUGUGAAGAAAUUUAGGGUUCUUUAUUGGAUGGAUUGCUCCAGGGCGCCAUUCGUACCGGGCGUGCGAAUUCUCUCCUCGAGGAGGAGCAGCGGUAUCUCUUCCUCAAAUGCGAUUGCGAUUAGAUUUUUCACUCUGUUUUCGCCGUCGCCAGCGGCAUUGGGCUGUUCUUCUCAAGCGAGAGUCUUGGCAUUGCGAGCAAGAAUUUCCAAUCCUUCGUGGAGAGGAGUGUGCGCUUCAGCCGAGCCGGGCAUCAGGCAUGGAGGGAUUUCUCCUGGAUUGAUUCCUUCGCAGAUUGAUAUUUCUCCGGAUGAAGUAUCUUCCAAAAAUCUGGGAGGAGGAGGAGGAGAGAGCUUAUUAUCAGGGGAGUCCAUCAAGCACGUACCGCGGAGCUAUAGCAACAAGUUUAUUCGAUGGGUGAAGCUGGGCUCGGUGAUCAAUGACGCGGCCAUGGCUUUUUUCAAGAGUGAAGUACGUCGUCGCACUUUCAUCACCAUAAUCCUCCUUAUGGUCUGCAGAGCUGGUCAAUUUGUUCCUCUUCCCGGUUUUAAUCACAGGACAAUGCCAUCGAAUUUUCUCGGCUCCACCGCUCUUACAGCAAGUGAAGGGGCUUUUCUCAAAGAGCCGAAGAUAUCGUUCUUCCACCUCGGGCUGAGUCCUUAUAUUUGCGCAAGCACUGUUAUACAUCUAGUCUGUUCUUGGUACCCUCCAUUCCAAAAGAUGCGAAAGGAAGGAGAAAUCGACAAGAUAAAGUCAUAUACCUGGUGGCUUACUCUGUCAUGCUCGGUGAUUCAAGCACUCCUACUGUCGUAUGCAACGCUCCAGUAUGCUACUGCGUCUGAUCUGUUUAAGCAUUUCCUGUUUACCGCGUCUUUACUGACCUCUGGAUCAAUGUUACUGGAAUGGAUAUCUCGUAGGAUUACCGAAUCUGGAUUUGGUCAAGGAUCAACGUUGAUUAUUUGCAUGGGGAUUCUUGUCAGUUCCUCCCAGUCCCUCUGUAAUAUGGUCAUAAGCUUCUCCAGUAAGUCGAAUCUGUUUCAAGCUCGGGUAUAAAUUCACUUGGUAACAGGAUUGGACUUCUCCAAGUGGGGACCCGCUUUGCUCCUUUAUGUGGGAGUGUUCUUGACUAUGACAGCAUGCGCUGUGCUCGUUACGGAAGGACGUCGGAUCAUCAAGCUUCAGUUUUAUGGCUUUGAUCGCUUUCCAAGCUCCGGAGGAGAUGGGAUUCCGGAAGUGGAGCCUUAUAUUCCGUUUGACAUCAACCCGAAUGGGAUGCUACCGGUGUAUAUGUCAUCGUAUCUUAUGGCAGUCCCCAGCUUCCUUGCGAACAUAUUAAAAACCCCGUUCUUACGGCAGUUACAAGUCCUUUUGAAUCCAACAUUACCCCCUGCACCUGGCGCAAGACCAUGGUUGUACCACACACUGACUGCGUUGCUCAUUCUCACUUUCAGCGUCCUCGACGUUAGUGACGGAGCAAAAGACAUAUCAGAGUACAUAAACAGGAUAGGGGCAAAGAUUGCGGAUGUUAAGCCUGGUCGUUCGACCGUGGAAUUUCUACGGAAAGUGCAAACCUCGGCUCGCACUUGGGGUGGAUUUUUGCUGGCACUGCUAGUGACUGUGUCAACUAUAAUCGACUAUAAGUUGCGGUCCUUGCAUCAAACUGGCGGCAUCAGCUUUACCUCCAUGCUGUUUAUUGUGGGGACGAUCAUCGAAGUAAGGCGGUCAUUCAUGGCUUAUCACGCAAUGCACACGCUAAGCAAUGUACUAAGGCGAUAUGGCGUAUAAAGAGAACGACGUGCUGUCGCGAACAUUUUCAUUCAAAACAUGGAUUAAAAUCGACAAGGUACGUCUUCUUCUUCUUUUUUAGAAAAACUCAGAUCUUGGUUACAUUUAAGAAGUCCUCAUUUUUGUCCAUAAUGGUUUCUGUAUAACAUUUUAUAAGCUCAUAAAGUAAAAGUAACUUUUAAAUAAAGAAUCAUCAAUAAAAA
Messenger RNA from Selaginella moellendorffii, 2016 nucleotides. RefSeq names its product preprotein translocase subunit SCY2, chloroplastic. The record is from RefSeq and is a predicted model, not a curated record. Lineage: Eukaryota; Viridiplantae; Streptophyta; Lycopodiopsida; Selaginellales; Selaginellaceae. Gene Ontology annotation, biological process: protein localization to chloroplast; SRP-dependent cotranslational protein targeting to membrane, translocation; thylakoid membrane organization. Gene Ontology annotation, molecular function: transmembrane protein transporter activity; signal sequence receptor activity. Gene Ontology annotation, cellular component: plastid envelope; membrane. The transcript is spliced from 11 exons.